This is a messenger RNA of Ruditapes philippinarum (Manila clam), 592 nucleotides long. RefSeq lists its product as uncharacterized. Gene Ontology annotation, cellular component: RQC complex. The record is from RefSeq and is a predicted model, not a curated record. NCBI's taxonomy places the organism in Eukaryota, Metazoa, Mollusca, Bivalvia, Venerida, Veneridae. The annotation marks the transcript as partial. The transcript has 3 exons.
UCAGGUAUUACUUCCGACUUGCACAUAAAAUGUGAAAACAGUGAAAUUUUCUUAUUUUUCGAGCAAUAAACAUAAUGUUGCAGUAAUAACAACAUUACAACUGACAAUAAAAUAAAAUGUCUAGUAGAGCAUUGAGAAAACUUCAGGGUGAUGACUUGGCUGCCUUAGAACUACCAGAAACUCUUUCUGAUGAGGAGCCAGAUGUGCAGCCUAUUAGUGCCAAGAAAAACAAGAAGAAAAAGAAACCAGCAGUUGAAAAUCUAUUUGAAUUGCUGAAUGAAGAUGAAGACAAUUUGCCAGAUAACGAUGGUAAUCAAUCGGAGGAAAUAGAAACCCAGCCAGAAACUCAAACUGCUGCCAACCAGACAAGUAAACAAAAGAAAAAGAAGAAGAAGAAAAGGAAAGGAAAAGAGAAAGAGGUUACUGAGAAUGCUGAUGACAUAGCAAAAGAUGGUGAAGAUGAAAUUGAUGCAAGUAUACGAGAAGUUAACAGAAUUUUAAAUAAUGGGAAUAUAGGAGAAGGGGAGUUAACUGCUGCCUCAGACACCACUUAUAUAUCAAACAAUAAAGCACUGCUGAUGGUAGAACACAA